UUGACUUUCUAAACGAUUAUGCUUUAAACAACUUUGUUCUUUUAUAUAUAAGGAAUAAAAACAUAUCAACACAAAAUAGAAGCAUUAUUCUAAGGAAAAAAUGGUGUCCCUAAGGGUGCAGAAGAGAUUAGCAGCCAGCAUUCUCAAGUGUGGAAAAGGCAAAAUCUGGGUGGAUCCCAAUGAAACCAUUCAUAUCUCCAUGGCAAAUUCUAGGAUGAGCACGAGGGAGCUCAUAAAAGAUGGAUAUAUCAUCAAAAAGCCCAUAAAACUCCAUUCUCGUUCUCGUGCUAGACAAGCCAUGGAAGAAAAGAGAAAGGGUAGGCACUCCGGAUAUGGAAAGAGAAGAGGAACAAGAGAAGCAAGGCUUCCGACGAAGAUACUAUGGAUGAGGAGAAUAAGAGUGCUCCGACGUUUGGUGCAUCGAUACCGAGAUUCCGAAAAAAUCGACAAGUACAUGUACCAUGACUUGUACGUGAAGGUGAAGGGAAACGUGUUCAAGAAUAAGCGCAUAUUAAUGGAAAACAUUCACAAGUUGAAGUCUAGUAGAAGUAGAGAGAAAACGUUACAAGAUCAACUCAAAACUAGAAUAAAACCACCCCAUAUAGAACGAUGACUAGAAAAUCGAUCUCUACAUAUAAUAAAUCUUAUAUUUUUUGUGUGUUUGUAUGUUAAAAGGUCAAUGUUCUCUCUCUCUCUCUCUCUCUCUCUCUCUCUCUCUCUCUCUGUGUGUGUUUGUUAAUAAAUUGAUAAUGACACGUAUAUAAUA
Molecule: messenger RNA, 766 nt
Organism: Olea europaea var. sylvestris
Lineage: Eukaryota; Viridiplantae; Streptophyta; Magnoliopsida; Lamiales; Oleaceae
Product: 60S ribosomal protein L19-2-like
Exons: 2
Coding region: 101-613 (170 amino acids)
Biological process (GO): translation
Cellular component (GO): ribosome; cytosolic large ribosomal subunit
Molecular function (GO): structural constituent of ribosome; RNA binding
Source: RefSeq, a predicted model, not a curated record